This is a messenger RNA of Tachyglossus aculeatus (Australian echidna), 2331 nucleotides long. It is a transcript of the gene SOX11, whose product is annotated as SRY-box transcription factor 11. Gene Ontology annotation, biological process: positive regulation of transcription by RNA polymerase II; negative regulation of transcription by RNA polymerase II; anatomical structure morphogenesis. The record is from RefSeq and is a predicted model, not a curated record. The coding region runs from base 1 to 1332 and encodes 443 amino acids. The transcript is spliced from 3 exons. Lineage: Eukaryota; Metazoa; Chordata; Mammalia; Monotremata; Tachyglossidae. Gene Ontology annotation, molecular function: RNA polymerase II cis-regulatory region sequence-specific DNA binding; DNA-binding transcription activator activity, RNA polymerase II-specific.
AUGGUCCAGCAGGCGGAGGGCCCGGACGGCGAGCCCGCCCUGCCCCGGGAGCCCAUGGAUCCGGAGGAGGGCGAGUUCCUGGCCUGCAGCCCGGCCGCGCUGGACGAGAGCGACCCGGACUGGUGCAAGACGGCGUCGGGCCACAUCAAGCGGCCCAUGAACGCCUUCAUGGUCUGGUCGAAGAUCGAGCGGAGGAAGAUCAUGGAGCAGUCGCCGGACAUGCACAACGCCGAGAUCUCCAAGCGGCUGGGCAAGCGCUGGAAGAUGCUCAAGGACAGCGAGAAGAUCCCCUUCAUCCGGGAGGCCGAGAGGCUGCGGCUGAAGCACAUGGCCGACUACCCCGACUACAAGUACCGGCCCCGGAAAAAGCCCAAGAUGGACCCCGGAGCCAAGCCGGGGGCCGGGCAGAGUCCGGAGAAGAACGGAGGAGGAGCGGGGGGAGCGGGAGGAGCGGGAGGUGGGAGUGGAGCCGGAGGGGCCGGGAGCUGUGCCACGGGAGGACCGGGAGGCAAAGCCGGCCCGGCCAAAGGAGGGCAGCCCGGGGAUUUGGUGGGCGAGGAGCGGCUCCUGGGCAAGGCCCCGGGGGGCAAGGCGGUGAGGUGCGUGUUCCUGGACGACGACGAGGACGACGAGGAGGACGAGGACGCGCUGCAGCUGCGCAUCAAGCAGGAGGACGAGGACGACGAGGAGGACGCCGAGCUGCAGCCGGCGCGGCAUCAUCCGCAGCCCCCCGCUCAGCAGCAGCAGCAGCUGGUCCGGCGCUACAACGUGGCCAAGGUGCCCGCCAGCCCCACCCUCAGCUCCUCGGCCGACUCCACCGAGGGGGCCAGCCUCUACGACGAGGUCAGGGCCGGGGGCAACCCCGGAGGGGGGCAGGGAGGCGGCGGCAGCCGCCUCUACUACAGCUUCAAGAACAUCACCAAGCAAAACACCCAGCAGCAGAAUUCCCAGCAGCAGCAGCAGCAGCAGCAGCAGCAGAAUUCCCAACAGCAGCAGCAGCAGCAGCAGCAGCAUUCCCAGAUGACCAGCCUGUCCCCAGCCUCGUCCCGCUCAGUGUCCAUCUCCAGCUCCGGGGAAGAGACCGACGACCUGAUGUUCGACCUCAGCUUGAAUUUCUCCCAGACCCCGCAAGGCCCGGGCGAGCCCCUGAACGGGAACCCCGCGGCGGGCAACCUGGCCCUCACUCUGGUCGACAAAGACUUGGAUUCCUUCAGCGAGGGGAGCAUGGGCUCCCACUUCGAGUUCCCCGACUACUGCACCCCCGAGCUGAGCGAGAUGAUCGCCGGGGACUGGCUGGAGGCCAACUUCUCCGACUUGGUCUUCACCUACUGAAAUCCCGGGCCUGGAGGUGGUGUCGCGGUGGUGGGCCACGGUGGCGGUGGUCCUGGUGGUGAUGGGGAGCGAGAGAGAGAGAGGAGAGAGAAAGUAAGAAAGGAAAAACAAAAAAAAGAGGAAGAGAGGAAGGCGCGGAGGAUGGAGAUGAUGCGAAGAGAAAAAAAAAAAAUUCGGAAAGUCAUGAUGAAAAAAAAUUGGAGUUAAACCGAAAUGAGUAGCUUCGAUUUUUCCUUUUUUGUUGUCUUGUUAUUUUUUCUAGUUUUUUUUUUUUUGUUAUGUUUCCUUAUCGUGUCUCAAGGUAGUUCCGAACCGAGCCUGGAGUUGUGAUUUUGUUUUUCCCCUGAUUUUUUUUUAUUUAAAAAAAAAAAUUCCUGAAAUUGAUCAUCGCAACAAAGGCGAAUGGGACUGGGGGGAAACGCGCCGGAAUGCGCUGGUAGAAGCUUGUCAGUCUUUGAUUGAAGUCUGGAAGACGGUCUGCAGAGAAGCCUUUUUGGCAGCGCAACUGUUAACUCAAGGGGGUUUGUGGAUUUUUAUUUCUUUCCUGAGAGAUCUUAAAGAACUGUUGAUUUUUUUUUAAAAAAAAGGGACCAUUGCAACUUUUUUAUUUUUUAUUUUUUUUUUUGGAGGGAGAAAACUGAUGUCUUCUAUGCAUCCGAUUCUUAACAAAGCUGCAGGGAGCUUGAAAAAAUGCAGACUGUACAAACGCUUACAAAAAAAAAAAACUGUGAACUGACUUAAGAUCAGAGUUUACUUUUCAGAUCAAAUUGUUUAUGGUUUUACAAAUGUGAUUUCUACUUGCCAACUUUUUUUUUGUAACUCGUUCCCUUAUACCUCCUUGAUUGAAUACCAGACAGCCUAGACCUCAGUACAAAAAGGUAUUGAAACAUUUUUGAUACAUAACAGACCUCAGUCUUUUUUAAAAAUUAAUAUAUUUUCAGGCGUAUUUUUGUACAGUGAAAAGGGAACAUUCUUGCUGUGUUUUUUCAGUAAGACUUU